ACGUCUACGUCAUCGGGAGCCGCCCGCGGAACUCGUGUACUUCCGAAAGCUCCAUGUAUUCUGUGAGCUUUGGCGUCCUGAGGUGGAACCAUGUAUCUUUCGACCCCCGUGGGCUCCCCUCACACCCCGGUAGGUGGUGGGUCAGGCCGAAGGGGCCUCCGUCUCGGCGGCAGGAAGGGCCAGGCGUCUGUCAGUUCCCCGGCGCUGUUCUCGCCGGUGACCCGGAGGAACGUCAGCUCCCUGUCCGCGCGGUGUACUCCCACAAAGGUUGUGCAUCAUCCAACAGGAAGUGAAACCAUUAACUAUGACGUGAAAGGGUUUGGCUCGCCCCUACCAGUAAAAGUUAUGGAGGCCUUGAGAAUGGCUGGUGCUGAGGACUACUUGAGCGUGCAGAUAGAUGGAAGUGGAUGGGCUUGGCUGGUAUACAGAGACAGACUGAUUAUUUGGAAAAUUGGUCGAUCGCCAACUGCAAAGCUGUCCGUAUGCAAGGAAUUGCAGUUGCCACCCAGUGACUUUCAGGGCAAUGCAGACUUAGUAGCAGUAUCCUGUCAUAAAGUUCCUGGUGAGGCUCCUUCUUUACAGUCUUUAUCAGUAAUGGUUACCACAAGUGAAGGAUCGAUAAGAUAUUGGCCCAGUCUUGUGCAUGAAAGUUCCUACACUGAGACAUGCACAGAUUUUGGAGGCUCUCUCUGCAGUUUUCUCACAGCUGUAAAGGGAGGAAGUUUUAUUUUAUCAUCGUCACGGGGCCAGUUUAUCCGACUGACACCAGAUAACUCUGGAAAGAUUCAUCAGCAUGGCCUGCCACAAGGACAAGGCAUGUUUUCAGGAAUUGGUCGAAGAGUUUCUUCUCUGCUGGGCAUCUUGUCUCCCAGUAAUGAUGCAGCACUCUCUAGUGUUCUUUGGAACAACAGCAGUUCAAGGUUUUAUGCAUUAACCAGCUGUAAUCUUCACAAGUGGGAAGUCGAUGAAACUGCAGAACGGCAGGUUCUCAGCUGGGAUGUAAAUAGACUACUUAAAGAAAGUAUCAUGGAAUCAAUAUGGGGAUCUGAAAGCAACUAUGGAGAAAUUAAGGGAGAGGUCAAUGUUCAGUAUCUGGAUUUACAGCAAAAUCGUGAUGGCUUGGUGAUUUUGGCUGCUGCCUGGCAUCUUGGUGACAAUCCAUGCCUCAUCUAUUAUGCUUUGGUAACACUGGAAGAUAAUGGUUCUCCCACAUCUGAUAAUGUUGUUGUAGAGGUCACCCAAUACAACCCACCUUUUCAGGCUGAAGAACCGGAGGGUCAUUUAGUGGUCCCAGAUUUCUCCAGUCAAGCUGCUUGUCUUUACACAGAAGAAGCUGUAUUUGCUUGUUCAACUGGGACAGGAAGACCUUCCUUACCCCAGGAAAAAAUUACUUUUAGUUCGCAAGGUGAUAGAAUCUUAGGAGCAGGUUCUUGUGCUGGACUUCCCAUUUUCUUUGCUAGAAAAAGUGGUCUUUUAGCUGUAUAUUCGAAGGAAACAAUUUCUGUGCUUCCAGAAGACAUUGAGGAUUCUCUAGCCUCCUCUAUAGCUGAGCCAAAUGAUGAGAGUAUUGCAUUUGAACCUUCUUCGAGAAUGGAUAUUGUAGCACCAGAGGAUAAGAUAAAACUGUUAAAAUCUGCUUUCUUGCAGCAUUGCAGGGAUGAUGUGAAGAAUGCACAAGCCAUAGUUGCUGAGCUGUUUCCCCAACAUAUAGAUUUAGGCCCAUCUUCUGAUCUGGAUAGUGCUGUGGCUCAACUCAGUGAGGAAUUAGUGGAUGAUUAUCCUACAUCUGACCCUCGUUGGGCUGAAUCAGUACCUGAAGAAGCAGCAGGUUUCACUGGCUCCUCCAUCAUCCUUCUUCGCCAGUUGGACAACAAGUCACAAGCACAUUGUCUCUUCAUUGACUUCCUUCGCAAGAUGGGUCUGUUGGGACGUCUGAAUGUUAUUCAAAUCAGAAAUGCACCGAUGGCAACUCGGCUAUUACUCAGUGAACAUUCGGAAAAGUUAGCUGCAGCCAUUGCUCUCAAAAACUAUCACUACAGAUUGCCAGAGGUAGUGAAUGCAGCCAUACAGCUUGCUUUGGAGAAAAGAGAAAGUGACAUUCCGCCAAGUCUAACUCCUGCUGAUGUUUUCUUCAGAGAGGUGUCGCAAAUAGAUGCUAUUUUUGAAUGUUUGCUGGAAAAGGAAAAACAGAUCUUGGAGGAUACAUCUGUUCAAUCUGAUGAAUGGGCUGAAAUAGUGAUCUAUGUAAAUAACAUCAUGAAGGAUAUGCUACAAGCUGCUCUCCAAGACCGCCAAUCCAAAGCAUCUUCAUAUAAAGUAAGAGAACUUCCUGAAACAGAACCAGAAUAUGUUCCAUGGACAGCAUCUGUUGCUGUGCGGACUGCAAUAAUGCAACAACAUGAAAUUGUUCUGAAGAAGGUCUAUCCUCAGGUUAACAGUAAGCUUCGUAGCACAGUGACAGAACAGCUGGUGGCACUAUUAGACUGCUUUCUGGAGGGUUAUGUUUCUCAGCUGAAGUCUGUGGACCGGCCUGAGUAUCGAGAGCGACACAAGAGUCUUGAAAUGGAAUACACGCAGAAGAGAUCAGAAUUAUUGUUACCGCUACUUUCUCUCGGACAGUACCAGUUAGCUGCUACUCUGGCAGAAAAAUACCGUGACUUUGAUAUUUUGAUACAGAUUUGUGAACAGAGUGAUAACCAAGCCAAAUUGCAACGUUAUAUGACCCAGUUUGCUGAUCAGAAUUUUUCAGAUUUCCUUUUCCGCUGGUAUUUGGAGAAAGGGAAACGAGGAAAGCUGUUAUCUCAGCCCCUUGCUCAACAUGGUCAGUUGGCCAGUUUCUUACAAGCCCAUGAGCAUCUCAGUUGGCUGCAUGACAUCAACAGUAGCGAUUUUGAAAAGGCUCACCGAACACUGCAGAAUUUAGCCAAUACAGAAACUCGCUACUUUGCAAAGAAGAAAACUCUCCUUGGUUUGAGCAAAUUAUGUGUCCUGGCUUCUGAUAGAUCAGAAGUGAUACUAAAUGAAGAAACUGAAGAAAUUGCUGAGCAAGAACGCUUUUUGUUGCAUCAGGAAACUCUCCCUGAACAGUUGUUGGCUGAGAGAAAUUUUAACCUCAAUGAAAUGCCUGUAUUAAGUGCCCCUGAACUGAUUGAGUUGUACAUAUGCAGUGACAACAAGAGAGCUAAUGAAUAUGACUUCAAGAAGGCACUCGAUCUGUUGGAAUACAUUGAUGAGGAUGAAGAAGUUGAGAUAUAUGAUCUUAAACUUAAAAUACUUUGCAAAGCUCUUCUCAGAGAUGGGUGGUCAAGUUCAGAAGGUAAAGAUGACCCAAUUGAAGCAUCUAAAGACAGCAUAUUUGUGAAAAUACUACAAAAGCUCUUAAAAGAAGGUGUCCAGCUCAGUGAAUAUUUGCCUGAUGUGAAAGACUUGCUGGAAGCAGAUGAACUUGAACAUUUAAAAUCCAAUACUUAUUUUGAAUUUGUACUAAAAGCAAACUAUGAGCUUUAUGUCUACAGGGAGGCAUGAGAAUUCUGAAUGUAAAUUUAAACCAUUUUCAUUUUUUACAUUGUGUUUUGCAAUAAAAUAUUUACUCUAAA
This is a messenger RNA of Anolis sagrei ordinatus, 3596 nucleotides long. RefSeq names its product nucleoporin 133 (gene NUP133). The record is from RefSeq and is a predicted model, not a curated record. Gene Ontology annotation, cellular component: nuclear pore outer ring. Gene Ontology annotation, molecular function: protein binding; structural constituent of nuclear pore. NCBI's taxonomy places the organism in Eukaryota, Metazoa, Chordata, Lepidosauria, Squamata, Anolidae. Gene Ontology annotation, biological process: protein import into nucleus; poly(A)+ mRNA export from nucleus; transcription-dependent tethering of RNA polymerase II gene DNA at nuclear periphery.